AUGCUGAUCAACUAUGCUGAACUUAUGAGUCCCACAAGAGGCUACUUCAUUGAUGAGUUAGACACUCUUCUGAGUCUCUUGCCCAUCGAUGGAACCCCGCUCAUACUUCUGGGUGACUUCAACCUGCCAUCGGACAAGCUGCAGUCAUCCUGCCUGUUACCACUGCUAUCAUCCUUCGACCUCACCCUCAACCAGACUCCUCCGACGCACAGAGCAGGCAACACUUUGGACCUGAUAUUCACCAGACCUACCUCCGUGCUGGAUGUCACAGUAACUCCCCUUCACCGCUCUGAUCACCACUUCCUAUCUUUCUCACUCUUCCUACCUGCUGCUCCUGUCCAUUCCACCCCCUCACGCUCCUCCUCUCGAUGCAACCUGCACUCCACUCCUUCCUCCUCUUUCGCUUCAACUAUCCUGACCACCCUUCCCCAUCCUGAUUCAUUUUCUUCUCUCUCACUGGACACAGCUACAGAUGCUUUCCUCUCCUCACUCUCAUCUGCAAUUAACUUUCUGUGUCCUCUCUCCUCAAGGCCAGCAAGAUCUUCCCCACCUGCCCCCUGGCUGACAGGUGUCCUGCGCAGCAACUGGCAAGAACUAAGGAAGGUUGAGAGAAGGUGGAGGAAAUCCCAGCUUGACUCGGAUCUUCACUCCUAUCAGUCUCUCCUUUCCAAGUUCUUACUCGAAGUUACUGCUGCAAAGUCAUCUUUCUACGGAGGCAAACUGGAAUCAUCUGCAUCUGAUCCACGCAAGCUCUUCAGCAUUUUCUCCUCUCUCCUCAACCCUCCUCCUCCCCCUCCACCCUCUUCUCUCACUCCUGAGGAUUUUGUCACCUUUGAGGAGAAGGUUGAUAGAAUCCGCCAGUCUUUUGCCAGUCCCCACUCCUUCCACUAGACCUCCUCCUCUUGUUCUCAAUCCCUUAAACUGUUUUUCUUCUCUUUCCACAGAUGCUGUCCUUCAACUGAUAAAAUCCAGUAACCCAACCACCUGCCCACUGGAUCCCAUUCCAUCCGCAUUGUUCCAGUGAAUCUCGAAGGAUCUACUGCCCUACAUCACUUUUCUCAUUAACAAGUCCUUGUCAUUAGGUGAAGUUCCAUGAACUUUGAAGGCUGCAAGAGUACUUCCCAUCCUGAAGAAGCCCACGCUUGACAGCUCUGAUGUCAACAACUACAGACCGGUAUCACUCCUAUCUUUCCUUUCAAAAAUUCUUGAACGUGCAGUCUAUAAUCAGCUGUCUCUCUUUCUCACACAGAACCAGCUCCAGGACCCCAACCAGUCUGGCUUCAAACCAGCGCACUCAAAAGAAACUGCUCUUAUAGCAGUGACUGAGAAGCUCCAGUCAGCAAGAUCAGCCUGUCUGUCAUCUGUCCUGAUUCUUUUAGACCUCUCAGCAGCUUUGACAUGAUCAACCACACAAUCCUUCUGGAUGUUCUCACCAACCUUGGAAUCACUGGCUCUGCGUGGAAGUGGUUCAAGUCCUAUCUGGAGGAUCGCUCAUAUCAGGUUUCCAGUCGGAUCCAGUCCAGUCUGACAUCUCUUCAUGGAUGGCAGCUUACCA
This is a messenger RNA of Colossoma macropomum (tambaqui), 1555 nucleotides long. RefSeq lists its product as uncharacterized. The record is from RefSeq and is a predicted model, not a curated record. Gene Ontology annotation, molecular function: catalytic activity. NCBI's taxonomy places the organism in Eukaryota, Metazoa, Chordata, Actinopteri, Characiformes, Serrasalmidae. Bases 1 to 891 code for a protein of 296 amino acids. The transcript has 3 exons.